Molecule: messenger RNA, 2060 nt
Organism: Daphnia magna
Lineage: Eukaryota; Metazoa; Arthropoda; Branchiopoda; Diplostraca; Daphniidae
Product: protein scarlet
Exons: 13
Coding region: 14-2005 (663 amino acids)
Cellular component (GO): plasma membrane
Molecular function (GO): ATP binding; ABC-type transporter activity; ATP hydrolysis activity
Source: RefSeq, a predicted model, not a curated record
GGUUCCGUCAAUCAUGGAACCCACCACGCCUGUUACGACGUCCGAAACGUCGUCGACUGAGUUUUCCUCUUCCGACUUCACUCCCAUCGGAAGAUUAUUCCAACAGCCGAAUAUAGCCGAAAAACAGGCUGAAGAGAUAGCAUUCUUGUCGUUGACGAGACCUAGUAGCCAUACGGAUCGUCCUAUCGGAGCCACUCUCACCUGGCGUGAUUUGAGCGUCUACGUGACGGCACCUAAAGCCAAAGGCAAUGCGGUCCCCUUCAAACGAGUCUUGAAUAAUGUUCGCGGAGCUUUACAACCCGGUUCACUCGUCGCCUUAAUGGGCGCUAGUGGAGCAGGGAAAUCUACUUUGCUCAAUGCAUUGGCUUGCAGAUGUCCUCCUGGAGUGGUGGUUGAUGGCGAAAUCCGCGUCAAUGGCCGGCUGAUCGAUCGAUCUUUUUGUGACAUGAGCGGCUACGUUUAUCAGGAUGACAUCUUUGUUGGUUCGUUGACAGCCAGGGAACACCUCCUUUUCACUGCCCGUCUCAAAAUGAAUGGCAAUUGGACGCCAUACGAGCAAAACUUGCGUGUCAAUGAGCUUUUGACUGAACUGGGAUUAAUGAAAUGUCAAAAUGUAGUGAUUGGAGUGCCAGGCGUGACUAAAGGCUUGUCCGGAGGAGAGCGCAAACGACUCUCUUUUGCUUCCCAAGUACUAACUGAUCCCCCUGUCCUCUUCUGCGAUGAACCAACUACCGGUCUUGACACUUUCUCUGCCGAGAGACUUGUUUUUAUGUUGAAAGAUUUGACUCAACGCGGUAAAACGGUGGUUUGUACUAUCCAUCAGCCUUCGUCGGAAACAUUUGCCAUGUUUGAUCGUCUUGUUCUGUUGGCUGAGGGUCGCAUUGCUUAUCAAGGUUCUUCAUCUGGCGCCCUUGGUUUCUUCGAAAGCAUGGGCUAUGUGUGUCCUGCUACCUAUAAUCCUGCAGAUUUCUACGUCCAAACGCUUGCUGUUAUCCCUGGAUUGGAAGAUACCAGUCGCUCAACAGUUCGAGCUAUUUGCGAUCGGUUCAUCGUGACGUCAACAGCGAAACAAAUCGAUCUUCUCAUUCAGUUCGAGACCAGCCUCGGCCAGGAAAUGCUGGAUCUGUCUACAAAGAAAGGCCACCAACCUGCUGAACUUCACCAAGCUCGAUGGAUGGUACAGUUCAUCUGGCUUCUAUGGAGAGCUUUUGUUGAUUCAUAUCGCAAUCCAGCUGUGCACACCCUACGUAUCAUCCAGAAAAUCGCUAUCGCUCUUCUCGCGGGACUUUGUUUUCACGGCGUGCUGGGCACAAGAGAUCAAAAGACUAUUCAAAAUAUCCAGGGCGCUCUAUUCAUCCUAACGACCGAAAACACUUUUCCGGCCCUUUACGGUGCCUUAGGAAUUUUUCCCAUGGAGUGGCCAUUAUUCUUGAGAGAUGCACGCGGCGGUCUCUAUUCACCUUCUGCUUACUACCUUUCCAAAGUAGUAGCCUUGAUUCCAGGGUAUGUUAUUGAAACUUUCGUUUUCGUUUCGAUUGCCUACUGGCUAAUGGGGCUGAAACCAGAAGCUGGUGCUUUUCUAUAUUCUUGCUGGAUUCUGAUGGUUACUUGCAAUACUGCUGCUGCAUGUGGAACGUUCUUUUCAGCUGCUUGCGAAUCCAUUGCAGUGGCUAUAAGUUUCCUCAUUCCUUUCGAUUACAUUCUUUUCAUCACGGGUGGCGUGCUCAUCAGUCUCAGCUCGUUGCCAGAUUACGUCUCGUGGACCAAAUAUCUUUCGUGGUUUCUGUACACAAAUGAAGCUCUUUCUGCUGUGCAAUGGCAAAAUGUUACGUCCAUUCGCUGUGAGAACUUCAAUUUUCCUUGCUUACAUAAUGGACAGGAAGUUAUGAAUCAUUUCAGUUUCGAUUUCAGUCAUUUUUCAGCUGAUAUUACCAGUAUGCUUUUUAUCUACUGCAUUUUCCAUUUCCUUGGUCUUAUGGCCCUAGUUAGACGUUCACGGUCCUAGCUUCAUUUGUGGAAAUCAUUACUGAAAUACAAAAAAAAAAGAACAAAAAAUGUAA